UGAAAUACGCGAACCGAUUCCCACAGAGAGACAGACGGCAUCAGUCGUGUCUGAGCUAUGGCGAGCUGCGCUGUUUGUUCUUUUACCGAGUCGUGAGAGCAGAUGCUCUGAAACGAUUUUGUUUUUGAAAAUAACUACUAGACCGAAAACACCGAACAGGCUACUUCUGAGGUUUGUGUUCCGGUUAAAGUUUGGAUUUUAGACAGUGCACUGCGUGAAGCAGCUAUAUCGCCUCUACCUACACCGAACAGCAGGUGGAUGCCGUCAUGCCAUUUGGGUGCCUUGCCCUGCGAGAUGGGCGGAGCUUAGACGACAUCUCUGAUGUCACCGACAAGUACGAGAUUGGACAGGUCCUCAAAGCGAAGGAGUUCUGUGAGCUGUGUAUGGCUAAAGACAGACAGACCAACAAGGUAUUUGUCUGUAAGAAGUUUCUCAAGAAGGACGGGAGGAAAGUACGCAAGGCUGCCAAGAAUGAAAUUCUGAUUCUCAAAAUGUACGUGAUCCCAUUACAUAUCCUAGGAUUGGGUUAGGGUAUAAAUGUACGUGAUCCCAUUACAUAUCCCAUGUAAUGCUAUCCCUGAGGGUAUAAAUGUACGUGAUCCCAUUACAUAUCCCAUGUAAUGCUAUCCCUGAGGGUAUGAAUGUACGUGAUCCCAUUACA
This is a messenger RNA of Salvelinus fontinalis (brook trout), 661 nucleotides long. RefSeq names its product caM kinase-like vesicle-associated protein. The transcript has 3 exons. The record is from RefSeq and is a predicted model, not a curated record. Lineage: Eukaryota; Metazoa; Chordata; Actinopteri; Salmoniformes; Salmonidae. The coding region runs from base 267 to 530 and encodes 87 amino acids.